AUGGCAGCAAGAAUCAGUGAGGGAGAUGCCAACUUCCAAUGGACAGAACACCUCCCUCUGGCCGUACAUCAAAGGUCAUCAAAUCGUACAGCUCUUCGGAGACUCCAUCUCAGUCGAGCGAAGCUCAAAGCGUCUAGUCGUGCAUCAGCUCUUCUAUCUGGUUUUGCAAUGGUAGCCAUGAUUGAAUUGACGAUCGAGCAAGAUGAAGUGAAUCCAAUUCCAGAAGCUCUUCUUAUAGCUUUCACAGCCUUCGCCUCCCUCCUCAUUGUGGUUCAUAUCACGGCCCUCCUAAUCAGUACCUGCAUUCUUCCCCAACUUGAGUGCUACAUCAGCAUCUGCGAAAGUUCUGAUGGUAGCAUUGACACUCCCUACGAAAAGGUCCGCUGGUACGUUGAGAUGUCAUGGGUCUUCAGUACCGCUCUAGGAAUGCUCCUUUUCCUCGUCGUGGUUGUGCUAGCCUGUUGGGUCAAGUUCUGGAAUAUCUCCAAGUGGUCAGCGGGUGUGUGUUUCCUCAUUGUUGGCCCCGUAGUGGUGGUGUUUGUUCUCUUUGCCAUCUUUUUCUACCGCACACUGAUCUCAUUCAAAUACCAUAAUGCCUCGAAGAUGGUUGACUCACUUGACCGUUGGAUGUCUGAGCUGGAGAAGGGUCAAUGUGCGUCACCAGUUUACCAAUCACCCCCUGUCGUACAUCAUGCGUCAUCGCUUCAACCCAGUCUAGGCACUUCUCAUCGGUCGCAACAAGAAGUUACUUUCCUUUCAGAAACAGAUUUCUUUGAAUUCGUUGUGGUCGGUGGUGGAAUAGCCGGUGUGGUAUGUGCUGAGACUCUGUGCGAAUUGAUCGGUCCCACCGCUUAUGAUAUUCCCCGGAGAGACCCUUCCAUACAUUCGGAGAACUCUAAAUGGCGUGUCUGCCUUAUAUCGUCUUCAGGUACACUGAAGACAGCUGUCAAUGUGCAGCGAGUCACCCGGCUGCUGGAGUCAUUUGAUGUUGCAGAACGAUCCACUUCAGAGUGGUCCAGUGUUUAUCCUAAUUCUCUUCUCAGCGUUAUUGUUGAUAAAGUCACCAGAGUUGACUGUGAGCAAAGAUUGGUGUACUUGGCCGAGAGACCAAUGAAUCCUCUAAAGUACGGACGCAUUUGCUUGGCAAUUGGUGGUGUACCGCGAUCUAUUGUUCCUCAUCAUCCUCUUGUACUAACCCUUCGUGAUACGGAAUCUGUUGCACAAUUUAGAACUCGUCUUGCAGGCGCUCGUCGAGUAGUGUUAGUCGGCAACGGUGGUAUCGCCACGGAGGUAGCCUACGAGAUCGAGGGCUGCCAGGUGAUUUGGGCCGUCAAGCACGAGACAAUCUCAGUGCCUUUUCUCGAUCCGGUUGCUGCACAGUUUCUCCUUAGAUGUGGUCUUGAAAAGAGGCGACAGAGAAAUAAACAAGGCACUAACAAUAAUACUUCUGGAGAGGAAGGGGGUCCCAGUGCACUUAUUCGCACUUUGAGGUACACACUUGCACAGAGGGAUGCUCAUACGGGUUGUUCUGCUUAUGAACUAUUGCCUGUUACAAACGAUGAAGAGCAUAUGGGAUCAGCACUGGGUCCUGAUUGGACACAGGGACAGAGAUUCACCGGUAUUAUUGAAACGGACACGCUCAAUAGACCUCUUAAGGUUGUGUACAAUUGCCAAGUGGACAAAAUCCUCUCUUCUUCUGAGUUUUAUGAAUCUAAAUUGGCAGCAGUGGAGGAUGACGAAGAAGGUCCUUUACUUCCGUCUCCUACACCCACUGAUUGGCCAAUAUAUGUCCUAUUGACUAACGGAGAAUGCUAUGGUGCCGAUUUUAUAAUCAGUGCUACAGGUGUAGAGGCAAAUCUCACCUCCUCGGGAUACCCACAGCCUUCUGCGCCCUGUUCAGUGUUUCUAAAAUCUUCUAAUAGUAUUAAGACAGCGCCUCCUUCGGAAGGUGGUGGAUUGGUGGUAAACGAGAUGAUGCAAUCAAUAUCAAUUCCUGAGCUUUAUGCGGCGGGUGACUGCGCUUAUGCAGGCUGGGAGCCCAAAGCACCUCAUUGGUUCCAAAUGCGUCUAUGGUCUCAGGCUCGGCAGACGGCGUUUCAGGCGGCCAAGAGCAUGUUCUACCACACUGUGGGAGAUGAAGUCCCUCUGGAUUUCUCUUUUGAACUAUUUACUCAUGUCACGAAUUUCUUUGGAUUUAAGGUGAGCAUUACUUUUUCCCCUAAAAAUUCACAAGCUUUAAUAACAAGAAAGGCCUAG
This is a messenger RNA of Rodentolepis nana, 2256 nucleotides long. The record is from the annotation of a GenBank genome assembly. NCBI's taxonomy places the organism in Eukaryota, Metazoa, Platyhelminthes, Cestoda, Cyclophyllidea, Hymenolepididae.